Molecule: messenger RNA, 503 nt
Organism: Cylicocyclus nassatus
Lineage: Eukaryota; Metazoa; Nematoda; Chromadorea; Rhabditida; Strongylidae
Source: the annotation of a GenBank genome assembly
AUGUUUACUAGUGUUUUCAUGUGAUUUCCCUCUGUUAUUUGGUCAUUUGGUCUGCUUCCAUCCCCACGAAAAAGGAGGACCCUCAUAGAUUGGAGUGCGUUAGUUCACAAGUUGAAAUGCUUGAGACUGCUAAUGAUGGAGUUUCUGUUGUGGUUGAGCUUGGAUUAUCUGCUUAUUUGUGUGCUCCGGAGAAUAUUCUGUCUAUAUAAUAAGUGCUCUAACAACUUGGUGGUUGGUUAUUUAUUGAUGGUUGGGAAAAUAAGUGGAUACAUAUGGAAAUAAAUAGUCUGUUCAUCGGUGUUGUCCAUGCAUACUGCAACAGGUACACGCGGCUGACUUCUUACUUUUUUGUGAGAUACGUGUCACGAAUCUUGGGAGCGGAGUCGUUUCUUCUAGCUUCAGUUUCUAAGCUCAAGUCUACAUGCGGAUUUGCUCACUGUUUGUGUCGUGCAUCCCAGAAUUGUUCCCAUAUAAGCCAUCAACGUGCCUGUCUUUCGACCAUU